Messenger RNA from Rhopalosiphum maidis (corn leaf aphid), 1859 nucleotides. Its product is annotated as ankyrin repeat domain-containing protein 13C. Gene Ontology annotation, molecular function: protein binding. The transcript has 10 exons. The record is from RefSeq and is a predicted model, not a curated record. NCBI's taxonomy places the organism in Eukaryota, Metazoa, Arthropoda, Insecta, Hemiptera, Aphididae. Bases 197 to 1522 code for a protein of 441 amino acids. Gene Ontology annotation, cellular component: cytoplasm.
UUUUUUUCACCAUACAAAUGGUGAACACACGACAAUAUAAUAAAUGUCAAUAAUGUUUUAAUGUCAAUAUCCGUAUAAUUAUUAUGUAGACGAAGACGACGAUACAAAAACACCAAAAAAUAAUAAUAAUAUGAAACACUAAGCACACAGAUAAUUAGAAAUAAUUGGACGACAUCUGAAGAGCAACGUCAGUGGUAUGGCGGAAGAAGAGCAUUUGUCGUAUCCACUGCACGAAUGCGUGUUCGAGGGUGACGUACAAAAGUUCGCACGGUUGAUGAGGACAGAGGAUUUGUCGAGAAAAGACAAACACGGUAACACGGCACUGCAUCUAGCCAUCAUGCUUGGUCGUAAAGAUAUAGUACAAUUGUUGCUCGCUCACAAUGCACCAGUGAAAGUAAAAAACAUAAAUGGAUGGACCCCUUUGUCUGAAGCAAUUAGUUAUGGAGACCGUCUUACUAUUAUAUCAUUAUUAAAAAAAAUGAAACACCAAGCAAGGGAACAGAUUGAAGAAAGACGACCUAAUUUAGUAUCUGCAUUGAAACAAGUUGGAGAUUUUUAUAUGCAAAUAAAAUGGGACUUUCAGAGUUGGGUGCCAUUAGUUUCACGAGUUCUACCCUCAGAUCUUUGCCAAAUUCAUAAAAAAGGUACAUCGUUUAGAUUAGAUACAACGCUAGUAGACUUUGCAAUGAAUGAUAUGAAAUGGGAACGUGGAGAAAUCACAUUUCUGUUUGAUGGUGAUGCUAAACCACCACAUUCUCUUAUUGUCAUGGAUAAUAAAGCUGGCGUCUACCAAAGAGUUAGAUAUUUAGAAACUGAAUCAGAGAUUGAAGAUGAAGUUGAUUUAAUGAUGAGUACUGAUAUAGUUACUGCACAGAUGUCUACAAAAUCAAUAACAUUUUCUCGAGCCCAAUCGGGAUGGAUAUUUCGACAAGAUAAAAAAGAAACCAUCGGAGAUUUUAAUGCUGAUUUUUAUCAUAUCAAUGGAUUAACAUUAGAACAGAAAAAACGAAGAGAACACUUAUCUGAAGAAGAUCUACAAAAAAAUAAAGCAAUCAUUGAGAGUUUAACUAAAGGAGGAUGUGCUAUUAAUAUUGAUUGCAAUGGGGAACCUGUACGACGAGAAUCACUUUUUCCUCCAAUGCCUGCAAUAUGCACUUGGAAAGAGUAUUCUACAUCUCCGGCAGGACAACAUCCACCCUUAGCGAGAGAAAUGGUUUUUAAAAACACAACUAGAGGAUUUAAAGCAACAGUUGCUAUGAGUAUGGAUUUUCCUCUAUCAGUUGCUAUGCUAAUGGAUGUACUUGAAGUUACUGCUCCAUUUAAACAUUUUGCUAAACUACGUGACUUUGUGAAUUUAAAAUUACCACCAGGGUUUCCAGUCAAAUUAGAUAUUCCAAUACUGCCAACAGUGUCUGCUAAGAUCACAUUCCAGGCUUUUGAGUUUCGCGAUGACAUAGAUUCUGAUCUUUUUGAAGUACCAGCAAAUUAUGUUGAAGAUCCAUCUAGGUUUCCAGAUUUAUGACGAUUUUUGAGUUCCACAACGUUAUCAUAAAUUUAGAACUAUUUGAAGGUGCCAUCAAAUCAUAUUAUAGUUUCCUCCUAGGUUUACAGAAUUACUAAGGCCUGGUGACAAUUCAUUGAACAACUUAAUACACAUAAUUUAAUCAAUAUAUCAAUAUCAAUAUAUUGUUGUGAUACGCAGAUGGCACAACUGUAUUCAUUGCUUUAUGUAACUCUUGCCUACAAAAUUUCUUAAGAAAAAAUACUUGGAAAUUAGUGAUUAUUAUUAUUAUUUAUUUAUUUAUUUUUAAUUCUCGAAAUUUCUUUGUAAAACAUUAUUUAAUUUUACUUAUUUAAUU